Acanthopagrus latus (yellowfin seabream) is the source of this 1756-nucleotide messenger RNA. RefSeq names its product nerve growth factor a (beta polypeptide) (gene ngfa). The transcript has 4 exons. Bases 480 to 1370 code for a protein of 296 amino acids. Gene Ontology annotation, molecular function: nerve growth factor receptor binding; growth factor activity. Gene Ontology annotation, biological process: regulation of neuron differentiation; neuron projection morphogenesis; positive regulation of collateral sprouting. Lineage: Eukaryota; Metazoa; Chordata; Actinopteri; Spariformes; Sparidae. The record is from RefSeq and is a predicted model, not a curated record.
CCUGCAGUGAGCCACGCAGGAGGGAGGGAGCAGCUUUGGGACUGCUCUUGCUAAACUUUUAGAACAAUCCAUUUCCCAAAGAGUGUGGGAGGGAGACAGACAGGAGUGAAUGGCCUGAGACCUGGAUUCACAGCUUUAAAAGCAGGAGCGGGAUUUGGUGUUUGGGAUAAUUCUGCGCCGGUGCCCGGAGGAGAAGUGAGGUGGAAUAUAGCAGGGUUCAUCUGGAAGUUGUCAGUCCCUGAGGGCAGAGAAGUGAAGGAGCAUUAACAGGGUGAAUGUUGCCGAGCUGGAAAACAUUCGGCGGAUGAGGGAAGUCAAGCGAAGUACCCGCCAGUGUCAGCCAGCUGAGUUGAACGAAAGAGCUGUGGUUCAGGGGGUCCAGAUGGCAGGCAUGAGGGGCCCGGCCUGCACUGGAGUCUGGCUCUAGAGUCCACAGGGGCUCCCACUUCAACUGGACACAUUCCACAGGACGUGUGCCCAUGAGGUCGUCACCACUGGUCCUGCUCCUCUUGAUCGGCGUCCAGGCUCUACUGAACAUGGGAGGUGGAUUGGCCUGGAGCGACGGGGCAGCCAGCCACAAAGUAGGACAGCGGACGGCAGCCAAUCACAGAGCAGGACAGCAGCAGACAGCAGCGGGGGACCACCUUUCUGAACACCAUUCUUCACAGGAACACCGUAGGACCAGCCACCACAGGACCAAGAGGCCCCAUCGGGCCGCUUCACACUCCCAUGAUAGGAGCCCUGUCGCCGGGCAUUCGACGUCAAAUUCCCCACCAGACCCAUCUAGCCCAGUGGUGGACCCCAAGCUCUUCUCCAAGAGACGCUACCGCUCCUCACCCCGUGUUGUCUUCAGCGAGGUGCCCCCAUCACAUGAUGCCCUGGAAGGCGAGGGCUAUGACAUUGAAGGGGUGAGGGGGGCGAGGGUAAGGCGCAGAGCGGGAUCGCACACCAUGCACCGAGGGGAGUACUCAGUAUGUGACAGCAUAAAUACCUGGGUGGGCAACCUGACACGAGCCACAGACAUAGCUGGGAAUGAGGUGACAGUGCUGCCCAACGUUACAAUCAACAACGUGGUGAAGAAACAGUUCUUCUAUGAGACCACCUGCCGAUCCCCCACGCACAGAGGCUCCGGGAAUGCGAGCGGGGGAAGGCAAGGGGGCCGGGGCGGCAAACAGGGCUCCAAAGCAGGCAACUCAGGCUGUCUGGGCAUUGACAGCCGCCAUUGGAACUCCUACUGCACCAACACACACAUAUUCGUAAGCGCCCUGACCAUCUUCAAGGAACGGACAGCAUGGCGUUUCAUCCGCAUCAACGCCGCAUGUGUGUGUGUUCUCAGCCGGAAGUCUUGGGCGGGACGACUGGGGCACUGACGGUGGGAGGAUGACUCGUGACCAGUGAAUUUUGAACCAAGCACACACAUUUCUACUAAACAGCCACUGCAGCUUUAUUGCCAAUACUGUAAUCCUUCUCCCCACCUCCAAACACACACACACACACACACACACACACACACACACACACACAAACAAACAGCUUCAUCUAUCCAACCCCUUGGCCCCUGACCCUACCUCAGUCUGAGAAGUCCUGGUUGUUUUAAGUUAUGAGGACUGCAUGUCAUAUUUAUGGUUUAUACAGUCAAGUAUGAAAAUAUAUACAGUAUGUGUAUAUAUACAAAAUGAAUCCAAGCUUUUAAUGUUAUUAUGUUAUUCUUGUUGUGUUGUUGAUGCUGUUAUUUAUUAAACACCUCAGUACUUGC